AUGGCUCUGGAUCGUCUAAAGCAGGCAGCGAGCCACGUGACGGGCAUUGGCCGUGCUCCACAUCCGCUUAAUCCUUUGAUCGAGACGGAAAUUGAGUAUGCCGUUGCCAUUAUCAAGAGAGAGCACAGCCAUAUUGCCUUCAAUGCAAUUACCCUGUAUGAGCCACCCAAGGCGGUCAUGCUGAAGUGGGUCAAAGACCCGGAGCACACUCCUCGCCCGAACAGAGUUGCGGACGUUGUUUGCAUCGGGAAGGGCAGCAAGGUGUUUGAUGGUCUCGUAGACCUGACAGAUGGCAAGAUACUCAAAUGGGAAGAGACGCCGGGUGUUCAGCCUUUGAUUACUAUGGAGGAUCUUCAGAUGGUUGAGUCGGUUAUCCGGAAGGAUCCAAAAGUCAUUGAGCAAUGUGGUAUCAUUGGUAUCCCACCAGAGGACAUGCAUAAGGUUUAUUGCGACCCUUGGACUAUCGGCUAUGACGAACGAUUCGGUUCGAACAUCCGACUUCAACAAGCUUUGAUGUACUAUCGUCCACACUCAGACGACAGUCAAUACACCUAUCCGUUGGAUUUCACACCAAUUUAUAAUGCCGACACGCAGGAGAUUAUACAUAUAGACGUUCCACCUAUUCGCCGGCCAUUGAAUAAGGCCCCACCAAACAACUACCAUGCUGCGGCAAUUGAGAAAGAAGGUGGCUUCCGUACAGACUUGAAGCCGAUCAACAUCACACAGCCUGAGGGCGUCUCAUUUUCACUCGAUGGCAGAGUUAUUAGCUGGCAGAACUGGAAACUACAUGUAGGCUUCAAUUACCGCGAAGGCCUUGUUCUCUCAAAUAUCACGUUCAAUGACCAGGGUACUGAACGCGAUACUUUCUGGAGAUUAUCUCUCGCUGAAAUGGUGGUUCCGUACGGAAAUCCAGAGCAUCCUCAUCAACGAAAACACGCCUUCGACUUGGGAGAAUAUGGUGGGGGAUAUAUGACAAAUUCUCUCAGCCUUGGCUGCGACUGUAAGGGAGCCAUCCAUUAUAUGGACGCAGCGUUUGUGAACAAAGCUGGUACUGCUAGCACUAUCAAGAAUGCCAUCUGUAUCCACGAAGAAGAUGCAGGCAUUCUCUUCAAACACACCGACUUCCGCGACGAAUCCGUCAUAGUGACGCGUGCCCGCAAGCUAGUUCUUUCUCACAUCUUUACAGCCGCAAAUUACGAGUACUGCGUGUACUGGAUCCUACAUCAAGACGGUACCAUUCAGCUGGAAAUCAAACUCACUGGCAUUUUGAACACAUUCCCCUGUAACGAAGACGAAGAUCUCCAUGGCUGGGGCACACAAGUCUAUCCAGGCGUUAACGCGCACAACCAUCAGCAUCUCUUUUGUAUGCGUAUCGACCCUAAUAUUGAUGGCCCUAACAACACUGUCUACAUGGUCGACGCUGCGCGUGGCUCUGGCGAAGUUGGCUCUCAAGAAAACAAGUACGGCAAUGCUUUCUACGCGCUUAAGACGAAGCUAGCAACGCCUGAGCAGGCCGCCACUGACUACAAUGGCGCUACAAGUCGCACAUGGGAGAUGUGCAAUGAGAGCAAGAUCAAUCCCUAUUCUAAGAAGCCCGUUUCCUAUAAGCUUGUUAGCCGCGAAGUCCCCGAGCUGCUUCCGAAGCCAGGCGGUCUCGUCUGGAAGCGUGCCGGCUUCGCACGACACGCCGUGCACGUCACCAAAUACGAUGAUGGACAGCUGCAUCCGGCAGGACGCCAUGUUCCACAAACCUCCGGCGAAGUCUCUCAGGGAAUUCCACAGUGGAUCGCGGCCAAUCCUACCGUCGAUAUCACCAACACUGAUGUCGUGUUGUGGCAUACCUUUGGUAUCACGCAUUUCCCUUCGCCUGAGGACUUUCCUGUGAUGCCUGCAGAGCCAAUGACGUUGUUGCUGCGGCCGAGGAAUUUUUUCACAAGAAAUCCGUGUCUCGAUGUGCCGCCGAGUUACUGCAGUGUACCAAGUGGCGUGAAGCAGGGAGGUGCGCUGGUGGACAAGUUGAGCAAAAUGGCGUUUGGCGGAGAUCAGAGUGGGACAAAAGGGUGCUGUCAGAAGUAG
Molecule: messenger RNA, 2076 nt
Organism: Bipolaris victoriae FI3
Lineage: Eukaryota; Fungi; Ascomycota; Dothideomycetes; Pleosporales; Pleosporaceae
Exons: 4
Coding region: 1-2076 (691 amino acids)
Biological process (GO): amine metabolic process
Molecular function (GO): quinone binding; primary methylamine oxidase activity; copper ion binding
Source: RefSeq, a predicted model, not a curated record